AUGUUAACGGUGUUAUGCGACUAUUUUUGCCUCUUCCGAAGUCUUUAAUGAAAUACCUCAUUUCGAUCAAAAAAGAGAAUAGGGUCUCAUCCCAUACUACACAAGAUUUUAAUGUUUCCAAUUCCAUUACGGUAGAAAGUCGCCCUACGAGCGAAAAUCAAACUAAAAUCACCGACAGUCUCGUAGAAAUUCCUGAAAAAACUGAGAUACCAUUCAUUAGUUUCCUCAAAGCAAGUCGCGAGAGCUUCGAAUGGGCGAACAACUCAACUGCUGAUUACAUGUUAUCAGACAUCGAAAAUUUCAUCCACGAUGAUAUCUUGCCCAACUCCACAACUGUAUUUUCUUCAGAUGUUCAUUCUGCCCGAGUGCCACAGCCUAUCCCCGAAAAUAAGUUUCAUUCCAAUCAAUUUCUACAAACUGGUAACGCAUCAUCGUCGGAGAGUUCAACACUAAUUACAAUGCUGGAAAUAGGCUUUGAAAAUUUUGGGCGUAGCACCGAAGUGAGAGACGAUAUUCCCAAAAGUUUCAUAAACGGAAGCAUGUACGAUUUUUCUACUAAUUAUGAAAUUACAAAUGAAUCUUCUGCUACGAGAGAAAAAACAGCUUUCAGUCGCACCUUAGGGGUAACUUUUAGCAAGGAUGUAUCUGAAGACAUUUUCGUAAAUGUUACGGAUAUGAACGACUCAAGCGAAUUAGUUUCGGAUGAAUCUUAUUCAGCAAUUGAAUCGCGUGGUGCCGACUCGCAUGUCGACUUGCAGAGUAACCACUCUACAUUAGGACCAGCGAGCCGAAGGAUUGAAAGUUCGUUUGACACUUUCUCGACUCCUGGAUCUACAAACGUUUAUGUUUCUGAGAGUGACACUAGAGAAAACCAAUUCAUCUCUACCUUUACUCCCGAAACAGACUUCACGACUACACAGGAUGCGUCGAAUUUCAAGAACCAUAAAGAGAACGUGAUAUCGAGCGGGUUUUUCAAAUCCGUCACAGAGCGAGACGCAUUGAAUGCCGGCGCUCGUUCGAGUGGUGAUCUAGCUACCAGUCUACCUAUUAACGUAAUCCAUCAAUUGACCAGCUUAUCGGUUGAUGGGGUCCGUCAAGGGAUUACACCUGCGGUGCAAGGAAUGCACUCGAUUACUAGACCACCACCCAUUGAGCUCACCACUCGACGCCAGAGAAGAACCAUGUACGUUGUGGUGGUACAUGAACGCCCUUGUGACGGUAUCUGCUGCAAGAGAGAACACUUAACUGGCAAGUGUCGCCUGGCGCUGACUUGUGCUCUACUCCGCUUCCACUUGACGACCCUCAAGACGAUGUCUUGCGGCACUACCUACGAGGCCACGCUCGGCGAUGUCAACCUCGUGCAGCGCUCCUCUUGGUUGCCGUCCCAUACACGGAACCUUGCUCCUGCAGUAGUCAGCGAUCACAAGCAACCAGGAACUUUAGAUCUUUCAUCAAUUAGCAUUUCAAACAAUAAUGGAGAUGAAAAAAUUCUAAUCGAUAAGCAAACGUCCGGUACUGAGGAUUUCCAGCAACAUUCCCAUACUUUCACAGACUUUAUCGGCAUUUUUCCGGCGCUGAUGCCAGAAGAAAAUAACAUUACUUCAACCGUCCCGCCGACCGGAGGAGCUUCAAGCGAGACACUGGUCACUGCAACAGUUCCUUCCUUAAUUCAUCGUGAGAUAUUGAAGAAAACUCAUGAAAUUCCGGGAUCUGAUGAAGUAAACGACGUAGUUAUACCAACAUUUAUCAAUGACAAGUAUUACGGCCGAAAGGAAAUACCAAUACAUGUUGAUAUUGAGCUGUCUUCAAUGGCAACAAAACUUGAGAGUGAAGUAAGCUCGGGUGCAGGAGGAAGCGGCGUAUCGAUAUUGCCUGACAGCGGCAUCUUGACUCUAUUUGAAACUGAUUUUAGCGACCAAGCGUAUGUGAAGAAUGAUACCAUGCCUCCAUACAUGAUGAAUGAUAAUGAUAUUAUAUUCGUGACUGAAACCAACUCUUUAAACCAUAUGAAUGCGACAGAUCCUCCGUUUGUGAUUAAUAAUACCGACACUUCAUACAUGUUGAACGACACCGACCUUGAAUACAAGGUGAAUAACAGCUUCUCUUUUAACCAAAUGAACAUCACAUACCCUCUGUUGGUUAAUAACACUACUACUAAUAAUAUUGCUACUGAUUCAUUCAUGCUGAAUGACACAGACUCAAUGAUCCCUAACAUGACAACUGUCCCGGACUCAGAAAGUGAAGAAGGUGAGUGGGACGCAUACAUCACGGACGGCGUAAGCAUAGACUACAACUAUGAUGAUUAUACCACAGAUCCCGAGUACGACUACUACUAUGACGAACCUGAGACCAAACGCCACCUGGUGUACAAAGACCAGGUCUGGAUAAACGGUUCAGGGAGAUCGGUUGAGCUGAGCGAGGUGGAGUCAGUUGUAGACGAAGGCGGCCGGCGUAACUCCGGCAGAGCUAUGGAGGGCGACGCUGAGUGGAUCAACGAAGAUGACAGACGCAAGCCAAACAUUGUCAUGAGUUCGCAUACAUUUGACCACGCGCUUCCUUGAGUAGAUCAAUGAAUGUGACAGACGCAAUCCACACCUCACGAGUUUUCAUAAAAUUGACCUCGCGCUUCUUUGAGCAGUUUGACGAAUAUGAUAGACGCAAUCUACACCUCAAGUGUUGGCAUACAUUUGACAACGGGCUGCCUUGAACUCAUGCGAGUAGCUCAUGACCUCUUGUCGCUCAUUUAAUUUGGCGAUAUUUGUGAAUAUAUUAUAUACUUUGACGAUGUUUUUGUAAGACUGUAAAUGUAUUAAAAUUUCUUCUGA
This is a messenger RNA of Hyalella azteca, 2825 nucleotides long. RefSeq lists its product as uncharacterized. The transcript is spliced from 2 exons. The coding region runs from base 15 to 2561 and encodes 848 amino acids. NCBI's taxonomy places the organism in Eukaryota, Metazoa, Arthropoda, Malacostraca, Amphipoda, Hyalellidae. The record is from RefSeq and is a predicted model, not a curated record.